This is a messenger RNA of Closterium sp. NIES-67, 3606 nucleotides long. The record is from the annotation of a GenBank genome assembly. Lineage: Eukaryota; Viridiplantae; Streptophyta; Zygnematophyceae; Desmidiales; Closteriaceae.
AAGACCAGCCAGAAGGACCGUGAGAUACAUCUCACGAGGGAAGUAUCCCCCACUUUUCUCCAGUUGAUCACGUAGUCUGCGCCCCCCCUCCCUCUCGCCCUCUUCCCUCUUCGUUACGUGCUUUCUGUCCUGCCCUUGGAUGGUCAGGUCAGGGGCCAUGAAAAGCAGGAGUAGGGUAGAUUUCUUUGGGAUAUUUUUUUUCUGUCGCGGCUAUUCUUCGCGUAUCUUCGCCGCAGUCGCUGAGAGGCAGAAGCUGGGGCGAUCUGGAUGAGUUGGUUCUUGAGAUUUCUAUCAAGAACCGCCCGCCGCCACAAUCACACCGGCCCACGAUUGAGCGCGCAUCGGAUGAUUGAGAGAGCUCCCGACGGUUGAGCGCGCAUCCCACGAUUGAGUGAGCAUCCGCCGAUGGUUGAGCGAGCAUCCUAUCAUGCAAUCCGCGAUUAUGCUGCGGCGUAUCUUGGGUCCCUCCAUAUCAGGAGUCCGUUCAAUCUAUCCCAUAUCUCCCCAACCCACAGUAUCAGGGGCCUUACACACCAAGAGCCCGUUCACGUCCUUGAGAGCCCGGGUCCUCCCCCCGGCCCACACUAUGAUGAGCUGGUAACUAUGAAAGCCCGGGCCGUCCUCUCUGUUUCCAUCGUCAUGCGUCCUCUCAGCAUCCAAAGCUCGCUUGAUGCUCUCUCACACUGUCCUAGCACUUCCAAAGACCCUCUUAGAUUGUCUCACACUCUCCCCGGAGUUAGACCGACCUUAAGGCGAAAGCUGCUUCUCUCAGGCCCUCCCCGGAUGAAAAAGAAGCCAGUUGUGGCACAACAGUUGGAACCUUCGGUAUGCCACUUCGGACCGAUAGUCAGUGAUGCUUCUCACUGCCCGUUUCCCUAACCCUGACUGCCCAAGCUAGCAGCUGAUUAUCGCCGCAAGGCCUUCUUACCUGUUAAUCCUCCACACAGCGCCAGUGCCUACUAAGUCGUGGCAAAUACCGUUGCUGCUUUUGAGUCGACUCAAAAGUCUCCUCCACACAGCGCCGGUGCGUACUAAGUCCUACCAAAUACCGUUGCUGCUUGCCUUCUGCCUCGGCACUCCAGAAGCCACUGGCUAUGGCCGCGGACAAUGCUACAAACGGCACGACUUCGGAUUCGUUUGCCGCAUUCUUGGCCUUGGACGACCUCCCGUCCCCCCUUUCCAGUGCACACUUCAACGCGCUUUUGCCCUCCUUAUCCGGGCAGCACGGAAAUGUUCGGCCAGCAGUCAACACGCUCCCACCCUCCUUUUUUGGGCAGCAGGGAAGUGGCCAGCCAACUGCUGGGUGCACCACUGCGAUUCUCCCUCUGAGCCUCCACUGCCCAAACGCCCGAAUGGGAACCAGUACGCCUGAGCCUCUGGCCUCUGACUCCCCGAAGGGGGCAUUUCCAGAGCUCGGCUCAGGCCAGGAGGCGCACAUACAGAGGAUGCUGGCCGGGCUAUCGCAGCUCGCCCGUUCCGUGACACAGCAGGAGCCGUGCCCAGUGGACAGUGGGGAUAAUAACAAGCUUGGCCGUGUAUCUGACAAGGGUUUCACAAGUGUAAUCAACGAGGUGGGGUUUGACUAUAACGAGGACAAGUCCACUGCACGUGGCGAGCUGUUGCGAGUAUCGGCAGCAGCAGCAGCGGCAGCAGCGGCAGAGGCAGAAGAGGCGGUGCUGUCGAGUGAGGUGGCAGCACGGCUGCAGAUGGGGGGGGGGAGCGAGGAGGAGAGGCAGCAGCUGAUGGCGCUGCUGCAGGCACUCAAAGAGGUCGAAGAGAAGCAGGAGAAGAAGCGGCAGCAGCAGAACCCAAGAAAGCGGCAGCCACAGCAGCCGCAGCAGCAACAGAAGCCACUGCAGAAACUGCAGCAAGAUCCUCAACAGCAGCAGCAGCAGAUGGUGCUGGACGUUGAAGAGAAGCCAGAGGACGCCCCGACACCGCUGGAACAAAAGCAGCAGCAGCAGCUGCUGCCGCUGCAGGCGCACAAGCAGCAGCAGAAGUCACAGCCACAGCCACAGCAGCAGGAAGAAAGCAAAGUGGAGCAGCAAGACUCAGCCCACUCGGCUCUACCACCAGGGGGAGUAUCGGCAAGGCUUCUGGAGAAUACCCUUGCCUUCCGCUACGCUCCAAAGUACGGUCCGGGUGGCGCUCUGCGAUUGGCUCAUGGUGGAGGGGCGUGGGGGCGCAUGGGGGGAAGAGAUGGAGCAAGGAGUGGCAGCGCUGACUGGGGUCCCGACCCCUUCCUGCAAGGGCACGAGCGGAAGAGCUGGGGGGGCAACUCCGCCCCCUUGGGUGGUGGCAUCAGCAGUGUUAAGAGUGGCGGUGCCACCAAUGCUGGUGGUGCAACGAGUGAUGGUGGGAAGAAGAGGAAACGUACAGAGGAUUGUAGUGACAGUGCUGCAGUUGCCGGCAAGGGAGAUGACAGCGUGUGCAUCGCGGAUGCUUGCACCAACCGCAGCUUGCUUGGCCUGACCCCAACAGCGACAGAAUCCCCACUAGAGUCAACCCCUCAGACGGCUCGAAAACACAGCCGGAGCGGGCUUGGCGUAACCCCAAUCAAGACCACAUCCCCACUCGUGCCAUGCUUUCUAAUGUCGCCCAGUGGGGCGGUGGUGGCCGCGCCUUCAGUAAAAGCCGUGGGCGUGGCUGCUUUUGAGCGGGCUGAGCAAGAGGGAGCGGAGCGUAUGGCUUCCAGACGUUUCUUGAAGGGCGGCCUGGCCACAGGGGGGAUGCAGCAGAGACUGUUGCAGGAAGAGCAGGAAGAGCAGGAAGAGCAGGAGGAGGAGCAACCGCAGCAGCAGCAGCAGCAGCAGCAGCAGCGGGAGGAAGAGCGAAAGGAGCGGCAGCCCAUGGCACAGUGGCAUGGAAAUGGGGGCUCAGAGGGUGCAGCAACGACCAGCAGCAGCAAUGGUGAAGUGCCUGCCGACUUGGCUGCUGACAUGGCUGGGCUAGACUACACAGAUGAUCGGGUCGACAACGAGUGGCUGCCACGGUGCCGAGCCUCGAGGAGUGGUUCGGCACCGAGCCAGAGAAUCAAGAGCCGGAGCAUGGCGGAGCGGCGGAGGAGGGAGAGGAUAAGUGAGGGGCUGCAGCGGCUGAGGGUGAGGGUGAAGGGGCGGGGGGACACGUGCGCCAUGCUGGAUAGAGCCGUGCAGUACGUGGAUGCGCUGGAGCGACGCGUGGGGGAGCUCGAGAGGUACAUUCUUGCUGGUGCUGGUGCUGGUGCACUAAGUAACACUUUUGCCGGCAACGCUUUUGCCGGAAGCGCUUUUGCCGGCAGCGCUUUGAUCAGUACCAUGCUCGGCAACAAACCUGCUGCGCUGAACCCCAUGCCUGCUGGCCUCGGGAGUGACGCUGCUUCUUUCCUCGGGAGUGGUGCUGCUGCUUUCCUGGAAGCUGCUGGAAAGCCCUCUGGCCUGUGAAGGUUGGGGGGUGGGAGGCACGUGUGCCAUGGUGGAUAGGGCCAUGUUCCAACAUGGAGGUGGGGAUUUCUGUGCUUGCUGCUGCUGGGAAUGGCACACUGAUGUGUCUGGCACUGCUGUUGGCAUAGGAAGGAAAGGAAUAGCAUUGGAUUCAAGUCGUUGGGAUGCAAAGUCAUAGCGAGGG